This is a messenger RNA of Choloepus didactylus (southern two-toed sloth), 1175 nucleotides long. RefSeq names its product CUE domain containing 2 (gene CUEDC2). NCBI's taxonomy places the organism in Eukaryota, Metazoa, Chordata, Mammalia, Pilosa, Megalonychidae. The record is from RefSeq and is a predicted model, not a curated record. The transcript is spliced from 9 exons. Bases 159 to 1022 code for a protein of 287 amino acids. Gene Ontology annotation, molecular function: ubiquitin binding.
AGGGCAACUUGACCUUCUCAAAAAUGGCCGCCGCGGCGCCUCUGGAAGGAACCGCUCUGGGCCCCGCCUUUGAUCUCGUUGGUGGGGCUGGGGGAUGAGAGCUACACAGCGCGGGACAAGUCGCCUGCGGCGCUCGACGGAGCAGAAAAGGAGAGAACAUGGACCUGGAGAGGAUCGUCAGUGCAGCCCUCCUUGCUUUUGUCCAGACUCACCUCCCAGAGGCCGACCUCAGUGGUUUGGACGAGGUCAUCUUCUCCUAUGUUCUUGGGGUCCUGGAGGACCUGGGCCCCUCAGGCCCCUCAGAGGAGAACUUCGACAUGGAGGCCUUCAUUGAGAUGAUGGAGGCCUAUGUACCUGGCUUCGCCCACAUCCCCAGGGGCACAAUAGGGGACAUGAUGCAGAAGCUCUCAGGUCAGCUGAGUGAUGCCAGGAACAAAGAGAACCUGCAACCACAGAGCUCUGGGGUCCACGGUCAGAUGCCCAACUCCCCAGAGCCUUUGCAGCAACCUGAAAAGCUCAAAGAAGAGAUGAGGUCUUCUCCCUCUGCUGCUGGGGAUACCCAAGAAAAGGCAGCCAGUGCUGAGGAGGAGCUGCUGCCAGGGGUAGAUGUACUCCUGGAGAUGUUCCCCACCUGCUCGAUGGGGCAGGCCCAGUGGGUGCUAGCCAAAGCUCGGGGGGACUUGGAAGAAGCUGUGCAGAUGCUGGUAGAGGGGAAGGAAGAGGGGCCUCAAGCCUGGGAUGGCCCCAACCAGGACCUGCCCAGGUGCCUCAGAGGCCCCCAAAAGGAUGAGCUGAAGUCCUUCAUCCUGCAGAAGUACAUGAUGGUGGAUAGCGCAGAUGAUCAGAAGGUUCACCGGCCCAUGGCUCCCAGAGAGGCCCCCAAGAAACUGAUCCGCUACAUCGACAACCAGGUUGUGAGCACCAAAGGGGAGCGAUUCAAAGAUGUGCGGAACCCUGAGGCUGAGGAGAUGAAGGCCACAUACAUCAACCUCAAGCCAGCCAGAAAGUAUCGCUUCCACUGAGGCACGCACCAGACUCUGCCAGGGGGAUGCAGGAGCCCUAUACCCCACACAGGGGCUUCCCUAACUUCUGUUCUCUUUCUCUGCUUCCUUGCACCACAGUGUUAACUUCUUGGAGCUGCUCAUAGUCACAGUAAAUGUGGCCCCAAGAAAGUG